Molecule: messenger RNA, 1410 nt
Organism: Prorocentrum cordatum
Lineage: Eukaryota; Dinophyceae; Prorocentrales; Prorocentraceae
Source: the annotation of a GenBank genome assembly
AUGACGGUUGGCUACCGCUUGCAGCGCCAUUGCAGGGAAGAUUCUCGCGAUCGUCCGCCCAACCAGCUUGAAAAAGCCAAAAGCAUCAUUGACCAGCUGUCCGACGAUGAUUUGAAGCACCCCGUCUUCGAUGACGUCCACGCCGGGGCCCGGAUCCUACAAAUCGCGCACGGCCUGCCACCGAAUUUCCACCCCGACCUGACCUUCGGCUCGGAGGAGUUCAUGGAAGCCCGGAAAAAGUGUAAUGCUGAGAUGCUUCGGCGUUGCACUGUCCUCUGCACCGCGAAGGUGAGGAAGGACAUCAGCCAGAACGCCGACGAUUUCUGCCCGUGCACCAUGCGGUCGCAGUGUGCAGAGUACGGGACCCAGGACGAGUCGCUCCCGACAAUGAUGCGCAAGGUUGCUGCUUCCAUCGCCGACCCUGGCCAGGCCCACAUGGAGGUCGACGCAGCGAUACCCGAGUCCAAGCCGGCUUCGUCAAGGGCGACAUCGGCCCUCGCCCCGAAACGCGCGGCCGACAGCAACCAGGCCCUCAAGUUCACGCUCGAAGACCUGAAUGAUUUCCACGCUCAGCGCCUGCACCAGUCAAGGGGCCUGAAGCCCAUCGAAUGGGCCUUGGACGAGAAGACCCCUCGCGAGGACGACCCCCCAGCAUUGCGACACAGGCCCCAGGGCCACCGCAAAGCAAUGGGCGAAAUUAUUGGGCAGAAGACCAAAGGCGGCAAAGGCGGCAAGAAGAAGCUGCCUGCGAACAUCCUGACGGUCUUCAAGGAGAAGGUCGACAAUCUCGGCCUGGAGUUUGACGGAUCGAAGAUUGGCUCGCCCCGCCAGCAACCGCGCAUGGCCCUGCUGGCUGCCGCGCGGCGGGGUCCGAUCCGCGCGGCGGCGUCGCUAUGCUUCACGCCAAUCGCCCGGGCAAGUUCGGACGAGGAGCUCUGCGGCCCAGGUUGGAUCAGCUCGGUGCCCCUGCCCAGCCGCGCCCACGUUGACAUCGACCGCGCGGGCGCGGCCAUCGACUUGAUCGAGGAAUCCCCCCAGCGCGCGCCCUUUACACCUGUCGGGGGGUCGGGGGCGGACGGCCGCAUCCCGCCCCGCAUCCAUGACCGCCGCGUCGCGCUGUCGUUGGACGAUAUCGAGUGCCAAAUCUCCCACCACCCCGAGACUGGCCUCUUCCUGCCAGGAGCGCUCGUCGGCAAGGCAGUCGACGCCAGCGUCACGUUUGCUGGCGUUGAUUUGGCGCCCCAGCUCGACGGCGCGGCCCGCGCGCGCCCAUCCACCGAAUCGCUCGGGGCGGGCUCAGCGCGCGCGCCGGUUUUCGGCCGCGCCCCCACGUCUAUGAAACGAGGGCUCGCACUCGGAGCGGUGGCCAGGAUGCGGGACUACACCCGCCCGGUUGACUCAAUGGCGGAG